Colossoma macropomum (tambaqui) is the source of this 4356-nucleotide messenger RNA. RefSeq names its product anoctamin-1 (gene ano2a). NCBI's taxonomy places the organism in Eukaryota, Metazoa, Chordata, Actinopteri, Characiformes, Serrasalmidae. Gene Ontology annotation, molecular function: chloride channel activity; protein dimerization activity. The transcript has 27 exons. The coding region runs from base 22 to 4014 and encodes 1330 amino acids. Gene Ontology annotation, cellular component: plasma membrane. Gene Ontology annotation, biological process: chloride transmembrane transport. The record is from RefSeq and is a predicted model, not a curated record.
UGGAACGGAGCCCCUGAGCGCAUGCGCGUAGCCACAGCGAUGAGUGAAUCUUCAUCCAUUCACAGUGAAAAACUCCGCAGUCUCGCACGUGACAUAUCUGAAAUUGGCCAGGACUCAGCCAACAGCAGACAUGAUGCAGGGGAGCCUGCAGAGGAAGCUGACGAGUCCAUCCCCUGUCCCAGAGGAGGACUGUGUUUUGCAGAUGGCCGCAGGAGAGUGGACUAUGUGCUCGUCUAUCACUGCAAAAGACGGCACUCACAGUCCCGCCACUCCAUCAUUUCCAAUGGCAACCUACCCUCCCUGAGCCCCACCCCUUCACGCAGGAACACUCAGCCAGAGCUGGCAGAGGUGGAGCUGGAGGCAGGCCUGGCGUCGGGGCCUGGAGAAGGAGAGAAGGCCUUAAUCAGAGAGGAGUUUGAAAGGGGGCUGCAGGAGGAGGGUCUGGAGAUUGAACGGGACAAAGAGAUGAAGACAGUGCGCUUUACCCGUCUGCAUGUUCCCUGGUCUGUGCUUAGCCGCGAGGCAGAGCUUUUGAAGAUCAAAGUUCCAACCAAGAGAACAUACGAGUUGAAAGAGAAAACUGGGCUUGCUGGAGCAAUAAGCUCACUUUGGGAGAAGCUCAAUCAGCCAUUCCAACCGGGGGUCCCAGAACCCCAAAAUCCACGUACAUGUGUCCUUUCAUUGCCAUUCAACAGAAAGAAGCUACAUCUAUUUGACAUCAAGUCGAAAAACACCCUGUUUGACAGUGCAACACGAGGACGAAUUGUGCUUGAGAUCCUUAGGCGCACGGCCUGCACACAGACUUGUCAGACAAUGGGCAUCACGUCAUUACUGGCUAAGGGUGUCUAUGAUUCAGCCUUUCCCCUACAUGAUGGGGACUUUACUAGCUCAGAUGAUAAAGAGCAUCGCAAUGACAGACAGAUGUUACAUGAAGAGUGGGCCAACUAUGGAGUUUUCUUCAAAUAUCAACCAGCUGACCUUAUCAGGAAGUACUUUGGGGAGAAGAUCGGUCUGUAUUUUGCCUGGUUGGGAGUGUAUACACAGUUGUUAAUUCCAGCCUCGGCUAUGGGCAUUGUAGUGUUCCUCUAUGGAUGGCUGACUGUAGAUACCAAUGUGCCCAGUCAGGAGAUGUGUGAUGAGCGCCUGAAUUUCACCAUGUGUCCCCUGUGCGAUCGAGUGUGUGAUUACUGGCAGCUGAGCAGUAUGUGCAGCACAGCGCGUGCCAGCUAUCUGUUUGACAACCAUGCCACUGUAGCCUUUGCCAUCUUUAUGUCUCUGUGGGCUGCUGUGUUUCUGGAACACUGGAAGAGGAGACAGAGGUGUCUGCAGCACAGGUGGGAUCUGACAGACAUGGAGGAGGAGGAGAUGUGUUUCAUGCGUGGCAAAAAGGAUGGAGCUGAGGAUGAGCUCCGUCCAGCCUAUGAAGAUUUUCUCCUUCAUAAGCGACAGAAGAAAGGCAAGGACAAAAAGAAAGAAGAGCCGGAUGGGAGAACAGAUGACAUAGGUAGAGAGAAGCUGCUGUCUGCUAAAGGAGGACAACCACCGAUUGCUUCAGAAUCUCUUACAUGGAAGGACCGGUUGCCAGGAUACUGUGUCAAUGUAUCCUCUAUACUUCUUAUGGUGGGGGUGACGUUCUCUGCAGUCCUCGGUGUCAUUCUGUACCGGAUCAUUGUUUUCGCAGUGAUGUCUAUGAACCCUGACCAUGAGGCCAAAGCCAAUGUGCGUGUUACUGUGACAACCACUGCUGUCAUCAUCAACCUUCUGGUGGUUUUGGUGCUGGAUGAGAUCUACGGGGCUGUGGCAGUCUGGAUCACAGAACUGGAGAUCCCAAGGACUGAGGCAGCAUUUGAGGAACACCUGAUCCUGAAGGCUUUUCUGCUCAAGAGCAUGAAUGCUUUUGCACCUGUCUUCUAUGUGGCCUUCUUUAAGGGCAGGUUUGCAGGUCGUCCAGGUGACUAUGUGUACGUCUUUAAAGACUUCCGCAUGGAGGAGUGUGCUCCAGCAGGCUGUCUUAUUGAAGUCUGCAUACAGCUUGGAAUGAUCAUGCUGGGGAAGCAGCUUAUUCAAAAUAAUGUGUUUGAGAUUGCUAUUCCAAAGCUAAAGAAGAUGUAUCGUACAUAUAAGGAGGAGAAGGAAGGAGGGGAGAAAAAGAAAAGCAAGGAUCCAAAUCGCCCGCGGCACCGGUGGGAUUUAGAUUAUGAGCUGGAGCCAUAUGAGGGCUUAAGUCCUGAGUAUAUGGAAAUGAUUAUUCAAUACGGAUUUGUUACACUGUUUGUGGCAUCUUUCCCGUUGGCUCCUGUCUUUGCUCUGCUCAAUAAUGUCAUUGAGAUUCGCCUUGAUGCUGCAAAAUUUGUCACUGAAAUACGGCGACCUGAUGCUGUCAGAGCAAAGGAGAUCGGCAUAUGGUACAACAUCCUGAGUGGGAUAAGCAAGUUUGCUGUUAUCACCAAUGCAUUUGUUAUUUCCUUCACAUCAGAGUUUAUUCCUCGGAUGGUAUAUCAGUAUCUGUAUAGCGACACAGGGACCAUGCAUGGCUUUACAGACCACACACUGGCAUACUUCAACACCAGCAACUUCAAACCUGGAACAGCACCCAACAGCACACGCUUUGACAGGGAGCUCCGUAUCUGCAGGUAUAAAGACUAUCGAGAUCCCCCUUGGUCACCUGAGUUAUAUCAGCUCUCUAAGCAGUACUGGUCUGUGCUAGCUGCCCGACUGGCCUUUGUCAUCUUCUUCCAGAACCUGGCAAUGUUCCUCAGUAUGCUAGUGGCAUGGUUGAUUCCUGAUGUGCCGCGCUCUCUGAAGGAGCGGGUGAAGCGGGAAAAAGUCCUGCUGAUGGAUCUUCUCCUCAGUGAGGAGGCAGAGAAGCAGCGUCGGCACUCCCAGCGCCCUGCCAACAUCGACAUCACCAUCAAGAGCCCAGAAGAGGAGGAGCCUGUUGGGCCAGAGUGUGUCACAGUGCCUCAGAGCCAAUCGGCUGAAGACCUGAACGAGCUUCAGAAUGCAGUCAGAGAGACUAAGCUUGAGCUGGUAGCAGAGGAACCUGUUACCACCACCAGUCAGCCUGAACCUGGUUCACCCACUGAGACCCCUGGCAGCCCACAGUCACCUUCCAAUCCUCAUAUCACAUCAGAUCCUCCUUUGAAUCCAAGUCAGGCAAAAACAGAAGCCCACUCUCGAGAGUUUGACCUGGAUGGGCCUUCACCUCGAGAUCCCAGCUCCAGGCCCAGGAGCCGCUGCCGAACCCUUCCUCCCAGGCACAGAGGCAAUGAAGCAGGAGACCGCUCAAGCAAAGCCAGUCAUUCUACAAGCUAUGUACAACUCAGCCAAAAGAUUCCUCCAUCACCCAGCGAGCUCUUACGUAGCACCCCCAAAGUACCAUCACAACUCCCAUGUAAAAAAGAUCUCUCCAGCAGCCAGCACUCUACAUUGUCCCGACCUCCCUCUAAAACGGAGCUUUCCAGCAGCCAAUCUUCUGCGCUGUCACGCCCCCCAUCCAAAACAGAGCUUUCAAACAGCCAAUCAGGAGUAUUGCCCCGCCCUCCAUCUAAACAGGAAAUCACAAGCAGCCAAGCAGCAGUGGUGCGUUCGCCAUCCAAGCCAGAGUUCACAAGCAGCCAAUCUACAGCACUGCCGCGACCUCCAUCUAAACAGGAAAUCACAAGCAGCCAAGCAGCAAUGGUUCGUUCGCCAUCCAAGCCAGAGUUUACAGGCAGCCAACCAACAGCACUGCCACGACCUCCGUCCAGACUAGAGUUGUCGAGCAGUCAGUCAACUGCAUUGCCAAGACCACCAUCCAAGCCUGAGCUGAUGGCUAGCAUUGCAAAAGGACUUCCCCUGCAGGACCCAAGCACAAGAGCCAAGUCCCGUUGUCAGACUCUCCCCCCUAGGCAAAGAGGACCUGAUGCUGUGGAAAGCUCAACCCCCAGAGCCAGUCACUCCACCAGCUUCACACAUCUCAGCCAGAAGGUCCCUCCUUCGCCCAGUGAGCUGACACGCAACACCCCCGUGUAAGCGUAAGUGGACAAAGCAGAGUUCUGCUCCACUCCUCCAACAGCUCUCAACCAAUCACCUCUUCAGUGCCAGGCAGCCCAGUCAACUCAUCGUCGACUCAUUGGAGGGCCCACUGAGAAGGCCCACAGUAACUGUUUGUCUGUAUGUUGAGGUCUAUUCCAUCAUGUUUGUGGUUAGAUGAUGGUCAGAUUUUUUUUGGUUGCUAUUUUGGGCACUGUUCUGUAAGUUGUGAUGUGGUGUUGGGAUGCAACGUCCGUAUUCUUGUGUGCCAAGAGGUGCACUCCAGGGGUUUUUGUGCUUCACUGGAACUAAAUCAGUUGAUUUAAUAAAAGUUUGACACAU